GCUGUGCUCACCGGAAUAAAGUCCAAAACGUCCCAAGUACUGUCUACAAGUUGCCAUGGCCCACGGCCCACGGGAACAUCGUAAAGUGGGCUUUUGUGGGCUUUUGCGGAUUUCCCGAAACCAGUGGCCGUUCCUUGCACGUACUGCCGCGCGGUAAUAUGUAAGUUACGCGUAUGUAAUUACGGUAACAAAACGCAGGGCGAGACACACGACACCUGCAAGGCGCUGUCGGGUGUCGAGCAUGCCACUGCGUCUCCGAUCAUCACCAAAACACCCGACAACCUACAUACCUACGCUACUGUAGCAACUCCAUCAACGAAAUGACACGAGAAGAGACCAACAACAUGUUCGCCGGAAAGGAUACCGAAGAGUCUCCAGUGAUGGUAUCUGCCGCGCUUGGAGACCACUUUGCUCAGGCCCUCAAAGACCUGGCUAGGUAUGGCAUGUCUCAUCCAUCUUUACCAUUCCUACAUACCAACAUCCCCAUGGGCCAUGGUGGCAACGUCGGCAUUCCGAACGGACAAGCGGCCCAAACGGAAGCCCUUGUUGACCGCCAUCUCAUCUCACAUCUGUCCCUUCGUUUGGCGUCCCUUUCUGUUGGGUUUGGAUGCGUGACAGCGUCUCGGAUCCCCCAUGCCCCCCAUCAUUUUCUCGCCCCUGUUGCUGUCCGCCUCGCAUAUGCCAAAAUGCCCCCCUGGAUUUGCAGGAAUAGCGAUGCGUAUAGGGGACCAGCAGAGGCGCGGUUGAUCAUCUCCGGGGAAAUCCAGGAUCUCAUGCUCCCAAGGCCAAGGGUCAAAAGUGACAGCUGGACGACGUUCCAGAGCCUUGAACGUGCCGUGCUUCGGACAGGCCGUCUAGCAGAAUCAAUAGCGGCCGCAAGUGUCUCCGUUGGCUUUCAAACCCGCAUUAGGCACGGCGGAAAAGCAGAUUUCACCAUCACUGAUUUAAUGCCCGAGUGGCAACGGAAAGCACUCCCCACCCGUCACAACCACAUCACACAAGUUCAUGCAAGCGCAUUGGGACAUGAAGGCCUAGAACCUUAUACCCAGCACUUGACCCUGAGAAAAUCCCUUCUUUCGCGGUAACUGGUACCAAGGACGGAGUACCCCGUCGGUACCACGUGAAAGUGAGCGAGUUUCAUCUCGAGAACUUCAAUCUUGAGUCGAGCCUCGAAUUCGCAAGGCGCCGAUUCCGAUAGUGUGUCGUCUUUACCCCGGCCCCAUUCCGGUCCGGUCAGUCCGGGAAGUGCCCAUCCGCACGGUACCGUAUCACCAUUCACCACCACCACCACAUCCUCCGUCCAUGUACCUACUACGCAGUAUACACGACCACC
Molecule: messenger RNA, 1333 nt
Organism: Neurospora tetraspora
Lineage: Eukaryota; Fungi; Ascomycota; Sordariomycetes; Sordariales; Sordariaceae
Exons: 3
Coding region: 321-1085 (254 amino acids)
Source: RefSeq, a predicted model, not a curated record